UUUGGACGGCGAGUCACGCCCGGCCGCUGUCACGUGGGCCGCGACGGUGGCGUACGUCUGCUAGCUCGGCGAAAAGCUGAACACACGUGCACGCGCGCGACCGUCUGCGACGCGGACGGAAGGACCGCUUCCGAGCCGGGAGCACGCCGAACUGCGCACUUUUGCGAUCGUCGAGCGAGAGCAACGGAGCAGCAUCGAAAAGAGCAGCCAAGUCUACGGAGAAAGAGAGAGAGAGAAACAAAGGCGACCUGGCCGAGAAGCACUUCUACCGGACGCGGGUCAGCAUGUCCGUCUCUUGGCUGCCAGCCAAGACAAACGGAGCGCAAUAGGCUGAUGCACCGACCCACCAAGUAGUCAUCGUGCAGACCCGUCUUUUGCCAGUAAGAAGGCAAACAAUACGGCGACCUGGAGGUAGCUCGUACUUGUGUCUCAGCCUUGCAAGGACCGAUUGCUAGUUUCGAGUGGCGAGCAUGCUGUGGAAACUGAACUGAUUGAACUGUGUCGUGUCCGAGCGUCCCCUUCCCAUUGGGACGUGUUGCGAAACAGGAUCACUUCUCAUUGUGCCGGAUAGUGUAUACCACGGAUGUUGAGAAAACGACGAGCAAUCGAGGGAUUGCUUCGUUCCAAGGGCGCGCGCUUGAUCGAGGCAUUCUGUCUGAUGCGACGUCGUACAAUCCUCCAGUGAGGGUCACUUCAAGUGCAACACUUCGAUUUCCCUUCUGUUCAUUCCAAAAAGACUCCAGCACUGCCAUCCGCGGAACAAUCGUCGCCGUUGCUGCUGACCGUCAAGGAAUCGGAAGUUCAUCGUGUCGAAAUUCUUGUGUUCGUGAGAACUACACUUUCAGACGACCUCACUUGCCAACAAAGCCAGCACCGCAGGAUCUGCCGCAUGUCGAGUAUAUUGAUUCGACUGUGCCGAAGCUGCCCUUGUGUUUGUUGCCACAUUGCAUUCCAGAGUGAGAUUCGUUUUCUGCCGCCUACGCCAGUGUCCGCUUCAAUAUUCCCUUCAUCGUUACGUACUCUGUGAACACCGCACUUCAUACCACGCAGCCAUGUUGCCGUUCGCGAUCGAAAUCCUCCUGUGUGUCGUCAAGGUCCUGGGCACCAUCUACGACGUCGUCACACUCCCGCUGUACACCGUCCUUCAGCAGCCCUGGGUGUACUGGAAGCGGAAGCGGAUGUGCUUCGCCAAGCCCAUAAUCGAAGGAGACCCGUCGUCCCCCUACCGCCUUCUGGACAACUCCGAGCUAGAGAACCUCAAGGGCGUCCAGACUCUGGACGAAGUCGCGCGCAGGGCCAUCCGGUCUUACGCCAAGCGGCCAGCGCUGGGCACGAGACGCGUGCUGGGUCGAAGCGACGAGAUUCAGCCCAACGGCAAGGUGUUCAAGAAGCUCGUGCUGGGAGAGUACGAGUGGCUGACGUACGAGGAGGUGGACCGCAAGGUCGACCUGACCGCUCGCGGUCUUCUGUCCAUCGGCGCGCGGUCGCGACAGUUCGUGGCCAUCCUGGCGGAGACGCGGGCGGAGUGGAUGCUGACGGCGCAGGCGUGCUUUCGCACCAACAUCCCGCUGGUGACACUGUACGCGACGCUGAGCAACGACGACAUCGUGAGCGCCGUCAACGUGACCGAGGUGACGCACCUGGUCACCUCCUCGGACCUCAUCUCGCGGGUGAUCAGCGUCGUGGGCAAGAUGCCGUCGCUGACACACAUCGUGUACAUGGAGGGCCCCAAUGCCAAGCCGCCAGCUCCGUUGGCUAAGGGACCACAGGUCAUCCCAUUCUCAAGCCUGGAAGAGAGGGGUGCCGACCGCGAACUCGAGGAGUGCUCGCCUUCGCCGGACGAUGUCGCGAUCGUCAUGUUCACCAGCGGCUCGUCGGGGAUGCCAAAGGGUGUUAUGGCGUCGCACAGGAACCUCAUCUCGGCCAUGACCGGCUUCGGCGUCGUGUGUGACCACUUUGGGGCGUACACUAGCGACGACGUCUACCUCGCCUACCUGCCCUUGGCUCACAUGCUCGAGCUGGCGGCCGAGACCCUUCUCUUCGGCGCCGGUGCGCGUAUCGGCUACUCGUCCCCGCUGACCAUCACCGACAAUUCCACAGCCGUGGCCAAGGGCUGCCGAGGGGACGUGACCCUUCUGCAGCCUACUAUCUUUGUCUGCGUGCCUCUCAUAGUAGACCGUCUACGCAAGGGUGUCAACGAGGUCGCCGCGUCGAAGGGACCCGUCUUCAAGGCCCUGUUCGACUAUGCCGUCCAGUAUAAGAACUUCUGGCUCGACCUCGGCUUCGACACGCCGUUCCUGAACCAGCUAGUCUUCAAACACGUGCGCCUCUUGAUGGGUCCCAACUUGAAGGUCCUCGCCUGCGGCUCGGCGCCCCUGUCAAGCUAUACACGCCGGUUCGUGAGGGCCUGUAUGGGCUGUCGCGUCAUCGAGGGCUACGGCAUGACCGAAACCAGCGGCGCGGCAACCAUCAUGAACGCCGACGACGCUAGCGCGGACCGCGUGGGGGCGCCACUUCCCGGCUGCUACAUCAAGCUGGUCGACUGGGACGAAGGCAACUACCGGACGACGGACAAGCCCAACCCUCGCGGCGAGGUCGUCGUCGGUGGCCCCUGCGUCGCCAAGGGCUACUUCAAGAACGAUGAGCUCACGAAGGAGUCAUUCAAGGAGGAAGGAGGCAUCCGCUGGUUCUACUCGGGCGACAUCGGCGAGAUCUUUCCCGACGGCACGCUCAAGAUCGUGGAUCGCAAGAAGGACCUGGUCAAGCUGCAGUUCGGCGAGUACAUCUCGCUGGGCCGCGUCGAGUCGGUGCUCAAAACGUGCCCGCUCGUCGACAACCUGUUCGUGUACGGCAACUCACUGCACACUUACCUCGUGGCGCUCGUGGCUCCCAACCACAAGCAUCUCCAACGCAUCGCACGAGACCUGGGCAGGGGCGACAACGUGUCCGAUGCCUCACUCAGGGAACUCUGUCAGGAUACCGAGGUAGUCAAGGCCGCCGAGGAGGAGAUUCUUGCGUACGCUCGCUCCAGUGACCUCUUGAAGACAGAGGUGCCGGGAAGGGUGAAACUGUGCGCCGAAGAAUGGAAGCCGGACUCGGGGCUUGUGACGGCCACGUAUAAGAUUCGCAGGAAGCCCCUGCAAACGUUCUACCAGCGAGACAUCGACGCGAUGUACGGGUCAUCGGAGGCGAGCAGACUGCGUCGUGCGUGAGAUUGUGCGCGUGUGUACAUCCGGUUCGGAGGACCAUGUGGUGCGCCUGUGUGAUGUUGAAAAGCUGAAAACGGACAGAAAACAGCGGAUACCAGGCUCUUUCUCAUCUUUAUGUAAACACUGGUAGAAGGGCUAACACGUCCUUUCUAGACGUGUAACUGUACCCUGUUUCUUUAGAAAAGCAUAAAGGUGGACUGAAUAAACCGUCCCAGCCACUAAAA
Messenger RNA from Dermacentor andersoni, 3433 nucleotides. RefSeq names its product fatty acid CoA ligase Acsl3-like. Gene Ontology annotation, cellular component: plasma membrane; endoplasmic reticulum; lipid droplet. Gene Ontology annotation, molecular function: palmitoyl-CoA ligase activity. Gene Ontology annotation, biological process: long-chain fatty acid metabolic process; long-chain fatty-acyl-CoA metabolic process; neuron differentiation. The record is from RefSeq and is a predicted model, not a curated record. NCBI's taxonomy places the organism in Eukaryota, Metazoa, Arthropoda, Arachnida, Ixodida, Ixodidae.